AUGGAAACCUCACCUUCAUCAACUUGUUUGCAGUAUCAGUAUAGGUCUAUCAGCUUGCCCUCUAGACUACACCCCCAAAAUACCAAAGUUGAAGCUGAACUAACCAAGCUUAAGACCUGGCAAAGUUCUAUAGUUUCGUCCACGGCUCCGACAAGCGGGGAGACUAUUAGAACGGGCUUGGUUGGGCUCGCGGAGUUGUACAAUUGUGUCGAAGAACUCAUCAACUCUCCGAUCACCCAACAAGCCCUUGUCCAACAUGGGAAGGGAGUACUAGCGGAAGAAGCUCUGGAGGGGUCCAUCCGGUUGCUUGAUUCGUGCAACGUGGCACGAGACUUAUUCUUGAUGGUGAAGCAAAAUGUGCAAGAUCUUCAGUCAGUUUUGAGAAGAAAGGGUGGAGAUUUAGCCAUUGAAAAGAACAUCAACACCUAUAAUUCCACCAAAAAGAGAGUGAAGAAGGAAUCGGCGAAAUGCCUCAAGGCACUGAAGAAAAUGGAAAACCAAAUCGAGUCGCGUUCUCUCUCUGGUGUGAAUUACCAUUUAUCAAACGUAAUAAGAGUGUUCAGAGAAGUUAUUAUCGUUACGAUCUCUGUCCUUCGAUUACUCUUCUUGUUCUUGUCUAUGCCAGCAGAUUCAACGACAAGAUCGGGUGGAUGGUCAUUGAUCAAGAAGUUAGUGGUUUCAAGGCCAAGAGGGGACAAGAUUGUCAAUGAGUUUGGGCGUGUUGAUGUUGCUUUGCAAUCAAUGCAUGGAUGCAUUCGCAACGACGACAUUCCGAAUAUCGAUGUUCAAAUAACACGAAGGAGAUUAGAAGCCCUUGGGGAUAGCAUGGAAGGACUCGAAAGCGGAUUAGAUUGUCUGUAUAGGAAAUUAAUCCAGAAUCGAGUUUCCCUUCUUAACGUUUUAGCUCAAUAG
Molecule: messenger RNA, 912 nt
Organism: Rhododendron vialii
Lineage: Eukaryota; Viridiplantae; Streptophyta; Magnoliopsida; Ericales; Ericaceae
Exons: 1
Coding region: 1-912 (303 amino acids)
Biological process (GO): root development; shoot system development
Source: RefSeq, a predicted model, not a curated record